Molecule: messenger RNA, 1348 nt
Organism: Acaromyces ingoldii
Lineage: Eukaryota; Fungi; Basidiomycota; Exobasidiomycetes; Exobasidiales; Cryptobasidiaceae
Product: calcium-dependent phosphotriesterase
Exons: 3
Coding region: 22-1299 (425 amino acids)
Source: RefSeq, a predicted model, not a curated record
AAGACGACGACGACGACAACGAUGCCAAAUGUGGCUGGCCUGUCCAUGCUCUGUCUCGCGGCAGCGAGCGCAGCUGUUGCCGCGACGACCUUAACAGACUUGCGCGCCGUGAGACUAGCCGAUCUGAGCGUGCUUCCCCUUCCCUUUACUUCGCGCAACUACUCUUCGCCCUGGCCCGCUCUGUCCGCUGCCUCCUCUGCAGAACAACCCACGUCGUUCAAUGCGACAUUCGAGCCUUUCAAUGAUGCAGGACGCGUUAUUCUAGGUGGAUCGCCGAAGCUGACAGUGCUUGUGCACGAGCAAGACUAUGCGUUUGCCCACGAAGCGCCCGUCUACUUUAGUCGGACCGACGACGUCUUCUUCUGCUCCGACGCUGGCGGAAAGCAGGGCCGGUCCAAUGCCACGGUCAACAAUGUCGUCUGGCGCGGCAAGCUGGCAGAUCUUGUCGAGCAGGCGUCAAAUGGUACACCGACGCUGCCACAUUCGGCCCUGCGGAAGGUCAAUCUCACAGACGCAGCAGGUAGCGAGAUCCAAAUGACAAACGGAGGAACGCCGUACGGUGACGGUCACCUGCUGUUGGCCAACUCGGGCCGUGGCGAGGAACUCCCCGGGGGGCUGUCCCUCACCUCGCUUGCCCACGGCGGAGCCAGCCGGAUCUUGCUCAACAACGCCUUUGGCAAGCAGUUCAAUGCGCCAAACGAUGUCGUCGUCCACGCCUCGUCGGGGUCCAUCUGGUUCACCGAUGCUGACUAUGCCCAAACGCAGAACUUCCGCCCCGACGUCGAGCUGCCAAAGGCCACCUGGCGCUUCCAUCCGCAGACUGGGGAUUUGGACAUGGUCGAUGCCAGCAUCGUGACGCCCAACGGCCUCGUCUUUAGCCCCAAUCAACGGACGCUGUACAUUACUGAGACGGGCUCGACACAGGGCGGUGACCUGCCCAACCGACCAAAGAUUCCCGCUGUCAUCUACGCCUUUGACGUCGUGAAGGACCGCCUGGAAAACAAAAGGCUCUUUGCAGCCGUCCCAACAGGCAUCGCCGACGGCAUCAAGGUCGACAUCCGCGGCAAUGUCUAUGCAUGCACAGCCGACGGCCUCUACGCCUGGUCAUCUGCAGGCCGACUCCUCGCUCGCGUCUACAUCCCAGAUGGCGGUUGCGUCAAUCUGGCCUUUGUCGAGCCAAAGGGCCAUCUUCUCGUCACGGCUCAGACUCGUCUGCUACUCAUCGAGCUCAGCGGCAAAGAGGCAGUGGGUCCCAAGCUCGACGGCUAUCCCUCAGCAAGCAAGCGCAUCUCUCUGUAGACACUCUAUCCUUCUUCCUUAAUUUGAUUGUUCUGCCAUGCUAUCUUAC